Messenger RNA from Drosophila sechellia, 540 nucleotides. RefSeq names its product protein FAM76B. NCBI's taxonomy places the organism in Eukaryota, Metazoa, Arthropoda, Insecta, Diptera, Drosophilidae. The transcript is spliced from 2 exons. The coding region runs from base 64 to 408 and encodes 114 amino acids. The record is from RefSeq and is a predicted model, not a curated record.
GUAAGCUUUGUUUUAGAGAUCUGCCAAGUGCUUUGAUCAUAUAAUUUAGCCUGAUUUGUGGACAUGGAAUCCCCGGACAACAGACUGUACAUGUGCACCGCGUGCUUUGGAAGGUUUCUUUGGAGCGAACUGUCGCGGAAGGAGCUCCGCUGCUCUCAGUGCCGUCUGUCCACCAAAAUCUGUGUCAUUUGCGAUAAGAAGUUCGAGCCGCGCGAAAUGUCGCAAGUUUACUGCAAGCAAUGCAAUUUCUACAUCGAAAGACAUGCCGCGGUCAAGCCCCCUCCCUUGGGUGUAGAAAUCGGAAGACCAGCGGAGACGACCAGUGGGUCAGGUACGGAAGGAUCUUCGAUCACAGAACGCUGGAAGGAGAUUAAGGCCGCGGCUGGAAUCGUGGACGACUUUGACUGAAUCGACGUGCGCUUUAUUAAAAAGGAUGUAUCAUUUUCCUGAUACCUUAACUAUUUUAAGCUGUAGAGUUAAUAUAAUGUUUUAAUAUAAAAAGAAAUUCCAUUGAGAAUUAAUUGCAAAACAUGCGUCGAA